GGCGUUCGUUGGGCUGCUGUUUCGCGGUGCCUUUUCUUCAGGCCCCUGCGCUCGGCAGCUCCUCUUGCCAUGGCGAGCACAGCUACAUACCAAGAGUUCCUGCCUCAUGCCGCUAACGGCACCAAGCCCACGGAGCUCCUAUGCGAAGUGACGGCGGGUGGUGGAUUACCACCCGCGUUGCAUUGCCGUGGAGCGGUGGACGACCAGCACCAUGGUGCUGGGACACCGUUGGAGGGCGAUGUACAAAGUAAGAUCGAUGGUCAACAGCCAGAGGAGACUCUGCUUCAAAAACAAGGUCCUGGAGCUGUGCAAUUUCUUCUCCACGUAGAUGCCGAUGUCGACAGCAAGCACAGUGAGACGACUGCAGUGUACAUCGCUUUACAGUCGAUCGACAAGACGGGCGGUGCAUCCGCGCUGUUCCUGGCAUCGAAGAAUGGAAUCGACAAAGCGGCGUCCCCCUUCGGCGCCCAAAGUGCGAACGGAGCCGUGGACACGAAGGAGACCCCCAUGUUCACCAGCCAAGGUGGUCAUACAGCGGUGCAGCAUCUUCAAGCAGAUGGAGAUGUCAACCAAGGCGAUAAAGAUACGACCCCUUGGGACCGAGCUGUCCAGGAACAGCACGAGCAGCACACUGACGUGUUCAGACAGUUGCUGGAUGCGCAAGCUGAUGGGAAUCCACAAGAUGUGAACAGGGCCAUGCCACUCUUCACCACCUUUCAGAAAGGCUUCAACGACACUGUGAAGGAAAUCUUUGAGAACAUCGAUCCCAAGAUGUCCAUCGGGAUCAAGGUCGAUGACUCGCUGGAAGCAAGUCUGGAUGUGAAGAAGGCAACGUGCCUCGAACGUGUGGAGGAACUGUGGUUGCCAAGCUUUGAAUCAAGUCACUCGAGUACAAGAACUGACCAGGUCGCGGCAGAAAGUGGGAAAACCACACAGCUGAAGGCCGAUGACUCCGACUCCAGUGACCUUGGGCCUUUUGAAGCAGAUGAGAAAGAUGUAAAGCGCGAGGAACGCAACUUCCACGUGCCUCUUCAGGCCGCAAGUUGUGAAGAUACGGAAGACCCCUUUGCCGCUGCCAUGGGUGGGCAAAGUGUGAGCUCUCCAAAUGACGAGGUAACGUCCUCGACAACACCACUUGGGUGUUGCGACGAGGAGACCUGGCCUCCAGAUUUUGUGACCCACUCUUGUUCUGCAGACGCCUCUGCGUCAGUUACAGACAUUUAUUGCCAGGCUUUACCGCACUAAGGACAGUAUAGUGCAAUGACAUGCAUUUAAAGAUCUUGCUCCCUGGAGCCAAAGCAUGAUCUAUCCAAUUAGUUCUUUCGGACUCUGCCGGAUAUCUAGAACAACCAGUUUCUGAUGGUUGGGCAGGCCUUGUACACAUUGCUGGCCGAACUGCUCCCAACCAGUGGUUUUCAGAUUUCAGGAAAGAGGCAUGUUCGAUUUUGACUGCA
Molecule: messenger RNA, 1454 nt
Organism: Cladocopium goreaui
Lineage: Eukaryota; Dinophyceae; Suessiales; Symbiodiniaceae
Source: the annotation of a GenBank genome assembly